Messenger RNA from Coffea eugenioides, 2742 nucleotides. RefSeq names its product transposon Tf2-1 polyprotein. The transcript has 8 exons. The record is from RefSeq and is a predicted model, not a curated record. Bases 1 to 2742 code for a protein of 913 amino acids. Lineage: Eukaryota; Viridiplantae; Streptophyta; Magnoliopsida; Gentianales; Rubiaceae.
AUGGCAGAAGGUACACGCCUCAAAACAAUCGAGGAGCAGGUCCGGAAGCAGGAAGCUAAGUUGCAGACGUUCAUGGAGUCUACCAGCGAGGCUCUGAAAUCCAUGGAGGAGAAAAUGCUGGCCAACUCCACAGAGCUAAAGGCUCUCAUAGCCGGCAUUUUUGCGCAGAUUGGAGGGAAUAACAGGAGUCCACAGCAAGAACGAGGACUCCUAGCCACCCCUACAAGUUCCCUGCAAGGCAACUCCAGGCAAGGGCAGGGGCAUCAGGAACGAGAGGAAAGAAAUGCCUUCAUCCCAGGGGUGCCCAAGCUAGAGUUUCCCAGGUUCACAGGAGAGCAGGUGAGGGAUUGGAUUCAGAAAUGCGAGACUUUCUUCCAUCUGUAUGGCAUAUUGGAUUCGCAGAAGAUGCUAAUUGCAAAAAUGCACUUGGAAGGGAGGGCAAAUGUCUGGUUUCAAAGUUUCAAAAAGGAUAAGAGGAUAUUUGGAUGGGAAGAGUUCAAGGAGGGAGUGAGUCGCAGAUUUGGGGACCUAGGGGAUGAGGAUGGAGUCGAGGAAUUCAACAAACUGCAGCAAUCCUUCACAGAGGAGCUCAAGGCACUAGUCAAAAUGCACAAACCUCAGACCCACAAGAAGCCUUCGAGGUUGCAAGAUGGCAGGAAAAGGCACUGGAGACCACCUGUGGCCAAGGUAGCAACAGUUAGCGAGGGAGAUUCUACGAAGCAAGGUAACGUUUCUCAACCAUAUAAAAGAAUCACCCCCACUGAGUUUCAAUACAGGAAGGACAACCAUUUGUGCUUUAAAUGUGGAGCAAAGUUUGGACCAGGUCAUAUGUGUAAGGACAAGGGGGUACACAUGAUUAUUGCUACUGAUCUAGAGGACAGGAUAGAUGAGGAAGAGGUGAUAGAGUACAUGGGUAGUGGGAACAAACAGGAGAUGGAGGCAGUUCUAAUUGUUUCCUUAGGAAGUCUAUUGCAUAAAGGUAGCAGGAGCUUAUCAGGCAACACAAACCUUUCAAGAUUAGAAUUGCUGAUGGUCAGGAACUUUGUUGCAGUCAGUGGAUACCCAAUUUCCAAUGGAGCAUGCAAGGACAGAAAUUUUGCCACAGUCUCUUUCAGUAAGGAUGGUGACAUGGCGACGCUGCGAGGAGAUGAAGGUACUGCAAACACCAGGAUGACUAAGGGAGAGGUGGCCAAAAGACACAUGAGGAAGAAACUCAAGCAAGCUGUGCAGGCCUACACGGUCAGUACAGCUCAGUCACAGGAUGUGUUUAGUGAGCCUAAACAAUUACCCCCAAAGAGAUCAUUUGACCAUCAAAUCCCCUUGAAAGCUGAUGCAAAACCAUUCAAAUUAGCUCCUUAUAGAUACCCCUAUGUCCAGAAAACUGAGAUAGAAAAACAAGUCAAUGAGAUGCUGCACAGUGGCAUCAUCCAACCUAGUCAUAGCCUCUUCGCUUCACCUGUCCUUCUGAUUGAUCUGAGAUCUGGUUACCACCAGAUCUGCAUGAACCCCUUGGACAUUCCUAAGACGGCUUUCAAAACUCACUGUGGGCUCUAUGAAUUUCUAGUUAUGCCAUUUGGGUUUACCAAUGCUCCAGCUACAUUCCAAGCCCUCAUGAACUCAGUGUUUGAACCUUUCCUCAGAAAAUUUGUCUUGGUCUUUUUUGAUGAUAUUCUUGUAUAUAGUCUAGACAUGAACUCUCAUAUCCUCCACCUUAGACAGGUCUUGGAGACCUUAAGAUCUCAUACCUUUUUUGCCAAGCUCACUAAAUGCUCUUUUGGACAAAAUCAAAUAGAAUAUUUGGGGCAUGUUGUUACUGGUGAAGGAGUGAGUGCCGAUCCUUCCAAGGUAGAAUGCAUGGUGAACUGGCUAGAACCGACUGAUGUCAAGGCCUUAAGGGGGUUCUUGGGCUUGACUGGAUAUUACAAGAGGUUUGUCAAGAACUAUGGAUCCAUAGCCAAGCCCCUCACUGAUCUCUUAAAGGAGGAUGGUUUUGUCUGGAACAAGGAAGCCAACGCCAGCAAUCAAGCUAUUGGAGCUGUCAUUAUGCAGCAAGGACAACCUAUUGCUUAUAUGAGUCAGACAUUAGGUGCAAGAAAUCAGGCUUUAUCUAUCUAUGAAAAGGAGUUACUAGCCUUGAUUGCUGCUGUUAACAAGUGGAGGCAUUACGUACUGGGGUCUCACUUCAUCAUUAGGACUGAUCAUCACAGUCUAAAAUACUUGCUGGAGCAGAAGAUCUGGACUCCACUACAACAGAAAUGGUUGACUAAACUGAUGGGAUAUGAUUAUGAGACUCAGUUCAAGAUGGGAAGGGAGAAUGUAGUGGCAGAUGCACUCUCUAGGAAGGGGGAGGACCCUCACGAACUCAGUGCCAUAUCCAUGGUAAAGCCAGCAUGGAUCAAUAACUUAGCUGAAAGAUAUGAGCAGGAUCCUAAAGCUAAGGAGUUGCUCACUGCAUUAGCCAUCAAUGACACAGAAAGGCUAGAAUAUUCCUACAAUGGUGGGGUCAUCAGGUACAAGGGGAGGAUAUAUGUAGGGGACUCUACUUCACUCAGGCAACAACUCAUUGCCUGCAUGCACAUGUCAGCAGUUGGAGGACACUCAGGAAACCUGGGUACCUACAAGAGAGCUAAGGCAUAUUUCUUCUGGCCAGGCAUGAAAAGGGAGGUAGAAGACUUUGUACAGAGCUAUGACAUAUGUAAGAGGAAAAAGGGAGAGAAUUGUAAGCCCCCUGGGCUGUUAUAG